CAUUCAGCCAAUGAGCUUCGACGUGGUAGAAACGCGGGCCGGGCGAGCGUCCGUUGGACGUGAGUAUUGUUGAGUACACGUGUGCACGGCGUACGGUGCAGUCGGGUAGUGGUGGUUACGGCAGGCGAGUGCACCCGUAUUAUGAGUGUUAUUGUUGACGCUACAGUGAGUGACUGAGCAAUGGAAGACGACAGUGAGAAGGGGUUGGCUAAUGGCGGGAGGGAUUCCUCACCGCCGGUGCCUUCGAGUCCGGGAGAGAAGGUGCCCUGCCUGCCUCCUUCCAGUUCCGAUCAAAUGCGCCGUUCGAGUGACGCGGACUCUGUGGGUGUGAAGCGCGGCGGACGCGGCCGUUCGGGAUUCGUGUCCCGGCUGCAGCACAGCGCGAGCAAACGCACCGGUCUGUCUCGCACUGGCCUCAUCGUCGCGAUAAUCAUCAUCUUGCUGUGUCUGGCCCUGUUCAUCGCCGUCAUCGUGAUGGCUGCUUCGUGGCCUGUCACUCCACACAACCUCAGCGCGCCGCUCUGUAGGACAGCUGCGUGCCUCACGGCUUCUGCACAGGUGGUGUCAGCGAUGGGCAGCAGUGAUCAGAGUGCCUGUGACGACAUGCUGAAAUUCUCUUGUGGUUCAUGGCUGCGUGACAAUAGUAUCCCUGCAAGCCGCAACACAUGGAGUCAGACGGAGCAGCUACUCUCUAAAUAUAAUGAGGUGGCAAGGUCGCUGAUUGUGAAACUACCUCAACCAAAUAAAAUUGAAUCAAUUGCAUGGAAAAUGAAAAACUUGUAUGAGUCAUGCAUGGAACUGGACAGCAUAGAAGCUGAUGGGGACAGACCUUUGCUUAGGAUUAUUAAUGAACUUGGUGGCUGGCACGUACUGAGAGACUUUUCUGUGCAGUCGUUUGACUAUAAGAAGACUUUGAUCAAGCUUCAUAAGAAGUACGGUGUUUCACCCUUCUUUAGAGUUUCUGUAGUUCCUGAUAACAGGAAUCCAGAAAGAAAUGUUAUUCAGAUAACUCCAAUUGAGCUGGGACUCCCUGACCCAAGCUAUUAUUACAGAGUAGCAGAGAAUGCGGUAGCUAUGGCAUAUCAACAGUUUCUGACCGAUGUGGUGCAGCUUCUCGGAGCAACCAGCACUGAUGCACGAAGCUUUUCUAGCAACAUGUACCACUUUGAGAAGCGGAUAGCUGAGCUCCUGAAUGUAUCUGAAGUGCCUGCAAAUCCAAAUGAGGCAUACAACCGUCUCACCAUUGACAAGUUGCGGCAAACAGCACCUUCGAUUCCCUUGCAAGACAUCCUGCAAGGUCUGUUUCCGAGGGCAAGAAUUUCAGACAAAACGGAAAUUAUUGUUACGGCCCCUUCUUACUUGAGCAAGGUUUCAAUGCUCCUGUCAACAACUGAUCGCAGCUCAUUGAAUGACUACAUGUUGUGGAAACUGACUGUCAUGUACUUGCCAUAUCUGUCGAACAGUUUUAGAUCUGUUUACAACAAUUACAAUAUUCAGUUAACAGGUGUGCAGGAACCUGUUGAACGAUGGGAAAUGUGUGUGGAGACUGUGGAGAAGUUUAUGAGUUUUGGUCUAGCAACCAUGGUGGAGAACACUUUCCAUGAAGAUGAAAGAGAACUGGAAAGGACGGAGGUUAGUAAAAUGUUUGACAGCAUACGUGCAAUUGUGAGAAACAGUUUACUCGGAGCAUCAUGGUAUGGGUCAGAGUUAAAGCGACUUGCUGUAGAGAAGGUGAAUGCAAUGGCAUUGGCUGUUGGAUUCCCAACUUCAGUUACAACAGACAGUUUUCUCGAAGAGUAUUAUUCUUCAUUCCGUGUGCAGAAGAGAGACUUCUUUCUAAAUGUUCAGUUUGGAAUUGAAUUCUUGUUGGCAAAAGAGAUGGAACUUCUGGUAUCACCAUCUGAGGAACAAAGGUGGCUUGAAAUCAUGGCAUCUUCAGCUGACGUUACAUAUAUACCCACGGAAAACAAAAUUGUUAUCCCCCAACGACGCCUUAUGGAACCUUAUUUCAGUGCAGCUUAUCCAAAGUCUGUUCUCUAUGGCCGACUGGGAGUGCAGAUAUCUCGUGGAAUAGUGUGGGGUGUCAUCUCUCCCUGGGGAGCUCUCCACACAGCUGGAGGGUCUCUGUUGCUGCCAUACAGUCCUGAAGUGGAUCAACUUGUGCAGGCAGUGGCCGAUCCGGUUGCCUGUGUGAUGAAAGUUUCUGCACAAGUUGCAGGUGCUGAUGAUAUGCUUGCCAAUAGAACUGCCCUGACAACAACCAUUGAAGUUUCUGCUGUGAGAAGUGCUUUCAAAGCUUUAACUGAAAUUACAUCUAAGGAUCCUCAUAUCCAUCAGCCAGCUUUGGAGGAUUAUGAAAGUGAACAGUUAUUUUUUGUGUCCUAUGCUCAGAGUACGUGUUCACACUCAACAAUCCAACAGAUGGAUAUUGAUAACACAGUUAGUAGAAGAUUAAACAGUAGCCAGUUGAUUCCUGUUGUUCUGAAACAACUACCAGAGUUUUCAGCAGUUUUCUGCUGCCCAAAAGAAUCAACACAUUAUGCUUCACAGCCUUGCCAUGACAUACUGUAAUUUAUAAUUUUUGUUCAUCAAUCAGAAUUUGUUGGUCUUUCAUUUUCUAACUGUUGUUAUUUCACAAUGAUUCAUGCAUCACUUUCAAAUCAUCACAUCAUAGAAGUACUUCGUGCUGUGCAUAUAGAAUAUUGUUACUGACUAAUGAUGUUCACAGUUUUUGUUUGUUGUUCCUAAAUCUUAAAAAUCAGUAAGAUAUAGAAAGUCUAACUAUGUAUAUGUGAAGUUCCAUUAGAUCUUUGACAAUCUAGUAUGCAAUGUAUAAAUUAUGUUACACUGGCUUAAAAAUCAGAAAGCAGCAGGAAAUAAUUGAUUUUGUAUAUAUCUGAAAAUAUGGAAAGCAUAGAACAGUUUUUUAUACUGUCACUUUGAAGAAUUUGAAUAGUUUUUCUAGAAGUGUUAUAUUUUUGGAUAAAAAUAAAUAUAUUGCAAAAUAUAGUGAUUCUGUGCUAGUCUUUAAAAGUAUUUUAAUAUUUUUGUAAUAAUAGUCGUUGUUCAUCUUGUGAACACAAUAUAUGAAAGAAAACAUUUGUCCUGUGCAAACUCGAUUUAUUUUAUAUCUUGUAAUUACAUCUAAUCUAAGUAUCAGCAUUUUCAAAACGUUGCUGCCAUCAAUUGUGAUUAUGUAUCAUAAGCCUAAAGCGAUAAGUAA
This is a messenger RNA of Schistocerca piceifrons (Central American locust), 3223 nucleotides long. RefSeq names its product endothelin-converting enzyme homolog. Gene Ontology annotation, molecular function: metalloendopeptidase activity. Gene Ontology annotation, cellular component: plasma membrane. The transcript is spliced from 16 exons. Gene Ontology annotation, biological process: protein processing. The coding region runs from base 181 to 2571 and encodes 796 amino acids. The record is from RefSeq and is a predicted model, not a curated record. NCBI's taxonomy places the organism in Eukaryota, Metazoa, Arthropoda, Insecta, Orthoptera, Acrididae.